AUGGGUAAGAAGAAGACAGCGAAUAAGAGGACUACUACGGCCCCGACAAUCCUUCCGGCAACUAACGGAGGAUCAUCGGAUGUGGAUGCUAGCCCCACGGCAUCGAGCUUUGGCAAAGAUGAGAUAAGGAAUGCGACCAGUCCGACUGAAGGCUCUGCUAAAAGCCCGACAACGCCCAUUGCCGAAGCUCCCUCCGCUCCCAAAUCGAAGGGCCAGAAGAAGAAAGCUGCUGCCGCCGCAAAGAAAGCCGCCUCCGCCGCUGCCCGAGCCAACGAUGAUCCUAUCGAUACCGCCGGCAACUCAGAGGCCAAUGCAAAUGCGAAUAUCACGAAGCCGUCCUCGGAUGAACCCGAAAUUUUGAAGCCUCUCGACGGUACGCUCGAUUCAGCACGGGAACAAGACGUCGAAGGCGACGCAUGGGGACUGAACGAGGACGAGCCAGCCGUGGCUCAUGAUGACGUUAUGAAACCGACUGCGGACGAUUCUCCCUCGCCAGACGCCCAAGAUAGUAGCUCGGCCGACAACGUCCAAGUCGCUUCAACAGAGCUCAAUCGGGGGAGGAGUAAUGCAGUCUUGAAUGACGACAAGGCUUCCGAAACCGUGCCGCCGCCACUCACUGCGGAGGUCACUCCCGACGCGCUCCAAAUUCAUCUAAUGAACUCCCAAAUUCAGACGCGGCAGAUCUGCGAACCUAUGGAUUUACCUCCUAGGCCCUCGGACGACGAUAAUACCCCUCUUGCGCAUAUUGCUGGAAGUAAAGCCCCUGCUAUUAAUACCAAUCUUGUGUCUGAUGGACUUGUCAACGGAGGCGCGAGAAAAGAGACGCCGAGUUCUGCUGGCGAGAACCUAGGAGGUGCUCAGUUUAGAUACGACUCUCACACAACUGGAACUAGUGCCUUUUCCAAUAAUCCUGCCCGACCAAAUGCGCCAUCAAUUUCGCCUACUUCGGGAGUUCCCGCUCGUGGACCGGGCGGCGUCGGGUUCGGCUCAACAGCGCCUGCUCAGACUCCGACGACAACGACAUCUGGCUUCAACUUUGGCUUUGGCUCGCCGCAAAAGUCAACUCCUAAAAACGCGUCUGGGAUGUCUUGGGGUGCAGCAGCCUCUUCGAAACAGGCCAAAUCGUCUGGUUGGGGUUGGCUCAACAAAGCGCGCGAAACAUUUGAACAGGCCAUAGGCGACGAGCCAUCCCCUACCCCUGCUCCCGCUCCUGGUCCCACUCCCGCUUCUACUCCCGUGCCUGGUCCUGGCCCUCCCGCUCGCGCCCCGCCUGUCCGAUCCCCCUCUGUUGAGCGGGUCGCUCAAUCUUCUACAGCGGGCCCCACUAAUUCCAAUUCCAACUCCGAUGCUGCCCCUUCUUCCCCCAAUCGGCCUACUAGAGGCAUGACGUCUUUCGAGGCCAGGAUGGCCGCUUUGAAGCAAAAGGCGGCCACUGCCACGAACAAAGAUGGCCCAUCGGGGCCGAAGGCAGAAGCAGAAACGCCCAAGGCAUCGUCGCCCGUCACUCCCACUUCCAUUUCGGGUGUCUCUCCGAUUUCGCCCUCUGUGUCAACUCAAUCUCACACUCAAGCUCAACCUUUGCCUUUGCCUUUACCGACCUCGAUGACGAUGCCAACCGAGCAGAACCCACCGCGAACACCGGAUCAGGCCAUGGUCACGAGCGCGUUCUCGCCGCCGCCACGCGAGAGCACGGCCGAAACCGGAAAGGCUGGGAAGUUGGUCUCCAAGUUUGAUAACCAGGAGGCCCCUAUCGGCUCCAAAACGGCCAGCACGGGACUCCGGCUCCAAACUCAACCUGCCGCUCCGGAUCGUCGACGGAGCGAGUCCCCUGUAACGGUGCGAGAUGGCAAUGCCUCUGAAACUGAACGACCAUCGCUCGCGGACAUGCGGUCCACUUCUGCGCCGCUGCCCAAGACAUCUAUCAAUACCACAUCGCCUAGGACUCCCAGUAGCUUUAGUUUUGGAGCCGGCCUCGGUACUACCAAUCGGAUUAAUGGAGGGCGUUUUGGAUUCGGAGGCGGAGGAUUUGGAGGGAUCAGGCCGGGACCUGGGCCUAGUCCCAUGUCAACGCCCAUGGGGGAGAAGAACGAGACGAGGUUCGAGAGCCAGCGCGACGACGACUUGUCCUCGGUUAUUGAAGGAAGUGAGCCGAACGACUUGGAUUCGCAAGUCGGAGAGAACGAGAAUCAGGACUUGGACUCGCUCGUCGGCGAGCCAGAGGCCGCCAAUAUCCCUGUUACGAAUCUCCCAGGCAUUAAACCCUUCGUCGCUUCCCCUCCUCCUAUCACUACACCUGCCGCUGCCUUGGAAGUAACUGCCCCUCUUCCUUCUCCCACCCGUUCCGAACUUGAACCGGGAGCAGCCACUCCAGACGAUAAGACGAUUGCCGACCCCUCAGAUCUCGCGGAAGUCGCGCAGGAGCCCGUACCCCAAGACGAAGUCCUAAAUCAUGAGCCCCAAGUCGAGCCGCUAAUUACGAGUGAGCCUGUUCUGACGCCAGUUGAGGAGAAAGGAAUAGUAGACGCUGUCGCGGAGGAACCUGCUGCGCCACCUUCUGUGGAAGAGCCUGUUGUAUUGUCGCCUGUUGAGGGGCCUAUCAUAGAGCCCCAUGUGGAUGAGCCCGUAUCGCCUGCUACGCAUGAUGAAGUUCCUGCACCAGAAGCCACCGAGACGCCCGUGCCUGAGCCACGUGAUGAGCCACCAGCUGUGCUUUCGAUAGAACCGACCGUGGAGCCGUGGGAAGAGCCUGGAGUCGAGGUGGUUGUCGAGCCUACUCCCGAGACUACUGUAGAGCCGGUUGCUCAGCUUACUGUCGAGCCUACCGUUGAGCCUACCGUUGAGCCUACCGUUGAGCCUACCGUUGAGCCUACUGUCGAACUGAUUCCUGAAUUGACUCCCGAGUCAACUCCCGAACCGACUCUCGAGGUGGUUCCCGAGUCAUCUCAAUCCACCAUGGAGCCGGUUGUCGAGCCUGUAUUCGGUAUCCCAUUGAACCAACGUCGGACCGGCAGUCGAGCCCCUGCUGAGUUAAUGAGCGAACCUGUUGUCGAAUCUGUGACGGUCCCUUCCAUACUCGAACCUCCCACCGAGGCAUUUUCUCAGCUUCUUCCUCCCUCGCCUAUCGAGCCUCCAACUGUCGAACCUGUCCCAGCGGAAGGAACCGAAAUCUCCACUGAGAAACCGGUGGCUCCCAAACUUUCAAUUGACGUUCUUCAAGCCGACGGCUCUCGCAAGCCCAAGUCUCCUUUGCCCCCUACUCCCGCAACCCCUGCGACCCCUAUAACUCCUGCUACUCCGUCAAAGAAGAAAAAGAAGAAGGGCAAGAAGGGCGCUGCACCCAGCGAACCGGUUCCUGCUAUCCCCGAGACUACAUCUGAACCUGCGCCUGAAUCGGAACCUGCUUCUAAAUCAGAGCCAGUUUCCGUAUCGGAGCCCAUUUCAUGGCCGUUCUCCAGGCCGGAUCCUGCGUCACUCGAGGUCAAGCCAGUUUGGGGCAAUGAAAAGGCAGAGAGUCCGAUCCCUACUCCCAUUGAACCAAAGGCAAGUGGAACCAAUCCCAGAGGUCACCGUGCCCUCUCCGACCGCGGAGGUUGUUCAAGACGUACCAUCCAAGAGGAGCCAGUGUCUCCAACCAAGGGGAAGAAAUCCAAGCAGAAGAAGAAGCGCAAGAGCUCGACCGCACCUAUCCACGCUGCUUCACCGAUUGACGAUGUACCGCCUGUCUCCGAAGCGAAGGUAGAACAACCUGAGCUGAAGGUUAUUGAGGUCUCAGAGCCGGUUGCGGUUGAAUCUGUAGUGGCUGGGCCUGUGGAAGCGGAACCUGUUGUGACCGAGCCUAUGAUCGUCGAGCCUGUGCCGGUUGAGCCUAUUGUCACUGAGCCCAUUGCCUUCGAGUCCGCAUAUGCUGAAUACCCGGUUGACGAGCCCAAAGUCGACGAGCCCAAGGUUGUUGAGACCGUGGCUACCGAGCCCGAAUUUGUCGAAUUCGAGGUGACUGAACCCAUCUUGAACGAGCCAGUAGUUGAAGUCGCACGUUCUCCGGUGGUAGAGGAGCUGACAAAGAACGAAGAGAAUCGUACAGCCACCCCAGGCGAAGAUGCCGAAACCCCCAAGGUUGUCUCACAGGAGCUCCCCAAGCCAGCUGAACUGGCAGCUGAACUGGUAUCUGAUCCGGUUGAGAUCGCACAAUUGUCUCCCCUCAUGGACACCCCCAUCGAAGCUACCGUGGCCUCCCCCAUAGAACCCACACCUGAGCCUAUACUUGCGCCCCUCCCCGUUGAAUCUUCCCCGAAACUCAGCCCGGUACUCGAGACUCAGCCCGAACCAGAAGUUGAAGCAAUCGUAGAACUAGCAAUUGAGUCUUCUGUGGGAGUCAAUUCAGGGCCAGUGAUCGAAUUUGUACCCGAGCUUCCAGUCGAACCUGCGCCUGAGCCGGUCUUCGGAUUUCCUACCGAGCCAGUUCUGGAGGCGGAGCCGGUCGUGAUGUCUCCUACAGACGAACCUGUCAUCGAAAGGAUUGAGGUGGUAGGGCCCUCCCUUACUAUUACCCCCAUCUGCACCCCCACCCCUAUUCCCGGUGUUGAAGAUGAGCAUUCAGUUGAACGAGUGGUUGAACCUGCGGUAUCGCCGGUCGAAGUGCCGAAGGAGCCGCCAGUUCUGGAAACGAAACAAACCGUACCUUCUACGAGCAAGUCCCCAAAGAAGAAGAGCAAGCGGAAGGGUGCAGCUAAAGUGGCCGAAAUUACGAAGCCUGAGGUUCCAUCCGUGAUCACAGUGGGUGGAGAUGAGGUUAUCGAAGAGACCGUUGUGGUUUCAAGCCCUACUGCACCCAGGAAGAAGAAAGGCAAGAAGACCAAAGAUGUAGUUUCGGUUCCGACUCUGGUCGAGGAACGAGUGCCCACACCACCUCUUCCCUUGGAGGCUCCCGUGACCCUCGUUGAUACGCCCCAAUUAGAGAUGGAGGAAUCACGACCUAUCGUUACACCUUCGAUCCAGCUACUCGAGUCCCCGAUUCAGAUGGAGGCAACUCCCAAGAUUGAGAUUAUCGAGCUCCCCAACAGCCAGAUGGAGUUAACUCCUAAGAUCGAGGUUAUCGAGCUCCUUGAUGACCAAUACGCAGAGGCUACUUCUACUAUCAGCGUUGCCCAACUGUCUCACAGCAAUCUAGUACCUUCUCAACCGGCACCAUCGACCGCGGAGCUCGAUAUCGUUGAAUUUGUGCCCGAAACUUUGUCUGAUCCCGAACCUGAGCCUAUACUCGUUGAUCUACCGCAAUCCCCAGUCACAAGUAUUCCAUCCAUUGCUUCUUCUCCCCCUCGGUCUAUUGUCCUAAGCCCCCGGCCACCAUCAACCACAUCAGUAGCUCACGAAGCCUUCACCCCUCUCCGAUCGGUAACGCCUAGCACGACCAAACAGGACGAGAUUUAUGAAGCGCUUCCGAUGCCUAUCAGUCCCGCUCCCAGCCCGGUCCGCCCCACCUUCGAGCACAUCGAUUUAGCAGAGGUCAUCAUUCCUCUUUCCCCAUCGCCCGUCAGCGAGCGAGCAAGUCAAUACUCGCAUGACCUCGAUUUGUCCGGACGUGAGGCCGCUGCUGUACCCCAGGAAUCACAGUCACCAAAGCGUGGUAGAUUGGCGUCUUCUAUUACAUCUAUCGACACCAGUUCCCCCUCGCCAGCUGAGAAAACGACAAUGCGACCCGCUAUGCCACCCCUUAUCACCAUCCCUGUUCCAUCGCCUGUCCCUACAGUGAGCCCGUAUCCCAACUCGGCGGCCAAACAACCCCCUGCCCAAGCAGAGCUCGAGUCCAAGCCUAAUGCGGCGACAAACGAAAUACCCAUUCCAAUCGUUUUGUCGAACGACCUUCCCACCAACGACGUGCCCGCGAAGUCUGACACGGCUACGAAGGCAUCGUCAAGAAUUUUGGAUGGGUUUUCGCCAUUGCGAUGGUUCGGCUUCGGAGGAUCGUCUUCACCCUCGAUCGAGAUUAAGCCUGUGGAAGCCAAGCCUGUUGAGGUCCCACCUAUGGAAACCAAGUCUGUGGAAGCCAAGCCGAUCAAGAUUAUGGAGGUCGAGGUCGAGCCAGUCAUAGUUAAACCCGUAGAGGCAGUGCCUAUGGAGAUCAAGCCUGUAGCAGUCCAGGUUAUAGAGACUAUAGCUACGGAAGUCAAAGCGGUUGAAACCAAGCCUGUAGAAGUCAAGUCAGUCAAGUUGGUUGAACCUACAAUUGUGGAGAUCAACCCAGUCGCGGCCAAACCAAUCGAAACACCGGCUAUAGUCUCCCAUAAUCCCAAAGUCGCUGGAGAGCGGGAGAGGCGGCCUAAAGUCACGCUCGUCCCGAUCCGUAAGGCAGCUUCGCCAACUUCGCCUGAGUCGCCUGCGAUGGAGAGGACAACAUGGUCGAGAUGGCCGUAUCAACCCACUAUGGUAACAUCCAUCCCACCGGUCAAACCUAGGGUACCUCUAGCACGGGAUUCAGUUACUGCUCCUACACGUUCCGAUGAGCAGACAGCAUCAGCCCGCACCCCGAUUAUUUCGACCAUGCCUCCGAUCAUUCCUGUCGUCUCGAUGAGGACGGACCAACCGUCCAUAAAGCCGAAAACAGAUUCUCCACAGCCACGACGCCCGCCCAGGCCCGAUGACACGGUACUACCCAUUCCUCAGACACCACACCAUGCUCAAAGCAUUCUCACCAACGAGAAGAGUGAACGCCCUGUGAAACGCCCCUCAGACCCCACUCGAGUUGUCACCCCAGCACCUAACACCCCAUCUGUCGCUUUCCAGUCUCCUCGAUCUUCAGAGGACUCGCUACCCGCAUACACUCCUCAAGCGCCUAAUGUCGAUCGGGAGCCCAAGCCUGCUCCCCGCGGAAUCCUUAAACAGCGUAUUGCAUCCCCAGCCAUGCCCCCUACGACCAAUGCUCCCGCUAGGAGCCCUGUGCGUUCCGUCCCACAGGUAUCUAGAUUCGAGUUCACAGGCUCCCGUAACAUCCCCACCUAUGAGAACUGGAGUCAUACACAAUCGGCCCGAGGAGAUUGUUUAGGCAGUACUAGUAUUCCACGAUCCCACGGAACAGCGAUACCGGUCACUGCGACAACUCCACCUUCGUCUCGUGAUCGCACCUCUGGCGAUUCUAGUCAUCGCUCUCGACCGAAGCGCUCCCCCAAAGAGUCGGGUUCAGUGCCAAACAAGACCUCUCAACCUCAUACACCUUCGCCUUCAAGGGAAACUAAAGCGACUUCGAAGAUUACCACACCACCUAAGCCUAACCUGGUACCAGUCUUGAACGAUAAGAUUAUCCGGGCCAAGGCCCCGAAGCCCGCAAAGAUUUCUACGGCGCGAACUACGAGUAGCGCUUACAUCCAACCGCUCACCUCGCCUAUUCUUCUUACGAGUGAGAACUACGGAGCUCGAUUGCCUGAAAACAGUGUAUAUCAAUAUGAUGGGAUUUCUCCUUCCGAAUCUCUUUCCCCCAUCACCAGGAAGAACAUUUUCGAUAUCCUCCAGAAGCAGGUCGCUCCACAAAUCUUCCCAGUCCUUGCACGUCCAAGCUUCGAUGGAAAGAAGAUGUUGUACUCAAAUCGGCGCCUGAAUGUCAGCAGCCGACAAGAGUUCUCGAUAGAACUAGCUGAGUCUGGGCAGGAACCACAAGUGUACGUAGUCCAAUUGAAGAAGAUCGCUGUAAUCACUCCCCAGAUCACUCCCACGUUUCGUUGA
This is a messenger RNA of Rhizoctonia solani, 7713 nucleotides long. RefSeq lists its product as uncharacterized. The transcript is spliced from 14 exons. The coding region runs from base 1 to 7713 and encodes 2570 amino acids. NCBI's taxonomy places the organism in Eukaryota, Fungi, Basidiomycota, Agaricomycetes, Cantharellales, Ceratobasidiaceae. The record is from RefSeq and is a predicted model, not a curated record.